AAUUGACCUUCUUUGCUUCAUCAACACACCAACAAUGCCAAAGUUGAAAAAUGAAAUUGCAGCCAUCACGGAACGCGCCUAUGGUAAUUGGUUCCUUACAUCAAAAGACAAAUCUUUUUCAGCAUUCGUUUCUAAAUUUACCAUUAUUUCAAAAGUUCAGGCCGACGAACUUUAUCGGGGUCUUCUUCAAAACACCCGACUUGAACAAGGAAAAAGAAAAAAGUUGAACAAGAAAUACCAACAAUGGAUUGACACCAAAUCUCUCAGUUUCUGGUUGACCUAUUUGGAUGGUUUGACUUCGAAAAAAAUUUUAAAAGUACAUUUAUCAUUCCACAUUAGACAAGAAAUGACAACAUGGACGUACAAGGAUCACAAUUAUUUUCAUUAUUUCAAACAGUUUAUUCACUCCUCACCUUUUUUUCCUCUACAUGGAAAGGGCUAUGUCGAUCUAACCAUUCAUUUCGAAGACCCGAGCUCUUUUCUUUAUUUUUUAAACGCCCAGAACAAAAAGGCUUUUAAACACCUUAAAAAAACCCUCGAGAUUGAAUCAUACAUUUCAACGUCUUUCCCCGAAUUUGAUUCAAUUUGUACGUCCAUCUUUUCUCCGAGCGUUAUAACAUUUGACGAAGCAAAGCAAUCAAUAAGAGAAGCAGUGCUGAAAAACAUGAACAAUUCUAUUUUGGAUUACUUUAUGGAGAUCCUACUUUCAUAGUAAGUCUCUGAUAUUUAAAAGCAAAAACGUUGGCAGAUCAAUAGAGCCCUUUUAAAUCCCGAUUCCUUCUUUUCUUUAGUUGCCACCAUUUCCGAUAUGCCGAUUGUGUCUCUAGCUCUCUAAAUGAGAGAGAAGUAUUUUCGGACUUCACCUGGAAAUUCAU
Molecule: messenger RNA, 875 nt
Organism: Lobosporangium transversale
Lineage: Eukaryota; Fungi; Mortierellomycota; Mortierellomycetes; Mortierellales; Mortierellaceae
Exons: 2
Coding region: 35-712 (225 amino acids)
Source: RefSeq, a predicted model, not a curated record